Messenger RNA from Adineta ricciae, 1506 nucleotides. NCBI's taxonomy places the organism in Eukaryota, Metazoa, Rotifera, Eurotatoria, Adinetida, Adinetidae. The record is from the annotation of a GenBank genome assembly.
AUGGACCAUCGUUCAAAGAGAGUCAAGGCCAUGAACUAUAAACCAUUUAUGGUCAGACUUCGUCAAUUUUUGUCCCCGAAACAAGGUGUACAUUCAAACAUUGCAAUGCGAGCAGCAGGCUUUUCCUAUACUGGCAAUGCAGAUACUGCUCGCUGUGAUACAUGUGCACUGGAAGUAUCCAACUGGACACUAAAUAUGAAACCGUUCACCAUUCAUGCACAACGAAGUCCGAAAUGCGAAUUUGUUCGUUCUAGGCAACCGUCCGACAUAACAACUUUAUCACCCAUACACGCUACAAUACAAUGCACAUCAUCUUCACCAUCACAUGAUGAAGAUAGGCCAUCCAAACGACAAAAGAUAGAUCCUCCACUGGCGUCUAUGUGUUCAAAUACGUGGGUGGAAACGGAAACUUUGAAAGAAAUUCGUCGACGAACGUUCUCACACUGGCCUAAGCGAUCAUCACCAUCGGUCGAACAUAUGAUUGAAGCAGGUUUCUUCAGCUGUAACAUCGGUGAUCGUGUGAUAUGCAUAUACUGCAACAUAAUCUGCCAACAAUGGAUGCAAUACACGGACGAUCCUCGGGAAGUGCAUAGAAUCCUAUCACCACAAUGUCCAUUUGUUCGUUUCAUCUCAAGUCACCAUCUACCAUCGUUGUCAAACAACGACGAUCCAUGUGAACCAAAGUCUGGAAUGCUUGAAGGUGCCUCUCACCGAGCUUAUGCUCAUCCUAAAGACCGCCAUGCUUCUUUCAAAGAAUGGUCAACAGAACGUCUUCCGUCAGUUGACGAUCUAGUCAAUGCUGGAUUUUUCUAUAGUGGAAUGGGAUCACUAGUGACAUGUUUCUAUUGUAAUGGAUCUUUGCAAAAUUGGGGGCCAGCUGAUAAUCCAAAGGUAGAACAUGCGCGGUGGUUUCCACAUUGUGCUUAUGCUAAACAUGUUUGUGGUAAAGAAUUCUACCAAAAGGUGCAGGAUGCGGUUCGGCGAAACGAAAAGAGCAAAGCACGUUCAAAAUUUGGUGUACAAGAAACAACUACGGCUACUGCUCCAGUUAAUACAUCUUCAGAAACACUCGACAGUGGUGUAUUAGAAAGAUUAGUAGCUGCUCGGCUCGAUUUACCAUAUUCACGAAGAUUACUUGAUCAAAACUUCAGAUUGUCUAUUAUCAAACGUUGUUGGGAAGAUCAACUCUUGUUCAAAGGUGAUGAUUUUCAUACUGAAACUGAUUUAUUUGUGGCCUGUAUGAUUCUUCAGAAACAAAUCGAAAUUAUUGCUGGUAAAGCAGAAAAUAUCAUUGUACCUAGUGAACGUUUAAAAAAACUGUCAGCGAAUUCCGAGCUAGGAACUGUGCAGCCUUUGCUACUUUGCAGUUUAUGUGCAACAAACGAAAAACAGCUGGCAUGCGUUCCUUGUGGCCAUUUUUCUGUCUGUGUGCCAUGUGGACAUAACUUACGAUCGUGUCUAAUAUGUCAUAACGACAUAAUGGGUUUUGUACGCAUAUAUUUGUAA